Molecule: messenger RNA, 4431 nt
Organism: Acytostelium subglobosum LB1
Lineage: Eukaryota; Evosea; Eumycetozoa; Acytosteliales; Acytosteliaceae
Exons: 3
Coding region: 1-4431 (1476 amino acids)
Biological process (GO): protein phosphorylation
Molecular function (GO): protein binding; protein kinase activity; GTP binding
Source: RefSeq, a predicted model, not a curated record
AUGUCCAAAUUGGUUGCGCCAUAUCUCCUUGUGUCUGAUGCAGUCAACAAGCAAUCAAUCGAUAUUACAUGUGACUUCAUCACAAACAUCCUCGACUACCUUGUCCUUCACAGACUCAAGGAUCUCGAGAACGAGCCACUACCAUUGCGAACGAUGGAUGGUGAGGUGGUGGAGCGUGUGAUUGACAAUGUUUACGUGGUAGACCAUCUUGUGUACAGACAUCCUUACGACUUUCAAAAUGGAGAACUAUGGAUCACUGGUUCAAGAUUGAUCUACAUGCCUUAUGAACUUGCCAGUGAUCGUAAUGGUGGAAAAUGUCUUCAGAUACAUUUGCGACUGGUGUCCGAAUGGGAGGAGGAGUCAUCCAAGGAGAGCCAGAGCCAGAAGCGCAUCAUAUACUUUGUACAAUUUAAGAACAGUCGUAGGCUACACUUUGGAUUCCCACUCUACACUCCUGGCCCCGUGCUCCAAUCAUUCAAAGAUGCGAUGGACUACACCGCCACACACACACCAGUGUUCCAUCGUUACAACUUUGACUACAUAUAUCCAAUCACAAAGGCCAAACUACUUUCAUCGUCUGGAUCUGGGUCUGGACCAAUAUCUGGGCCAGGAUCAGGUCCUGGAACCAAGCUCAACUCAAUCAUAUUCCAACUUGGACCAAAGCCAGAGGGUCAAACGACUGACACUGGCACAGACACAGGAUCACAGUACUUGGACCCUCAAGCAUCCAUUCAAUCAUCUUCGUCUGCUUGGAGACUGAUCAAUCCGAUAAUCACAGGUUUGUCGAGUGGCAGCGACGUGGCCAUCGUGACUGGCGAUCAUAUAAAGUCAGUGCCAUUCAUUCAAUCAAUGAUACGCAUAAUGAUCGAGCCAGAGACACGUACUAUCAAGGGAUUCCUCGACUUACUGCGCACCGAAUGGCUCAGUCAUCAUGGCGCAGCAUGGACGUGCAGCAUGGAGGACUUGUUCCUCCCAUUCCUCAACAUUAUCUGGCAGCUUGCAUUGGAGUUCCCCACGGCAUUCGAGAUCCAUGAGUAUCAUCUAUUGUUGGUGAUGGACUACUUUGGCGCACUACAGCCUGAUGCGCUGACCCAUGACAUGCUGGUCAAGGCAUGUCCCAAAUUCAACCUGUAUCGCUCGGCCCCACAUCCUGAGCCACUGCAGCCAAGCGGCCACUACUCGACUUCAAAGUGGUCGACGCGCCUCAACAGAUAUGAUCAAAGAUCACUCACUAGCACCAAGCCAGACCAACCCAGACUGGACCUGGUCGACGAGUCAAUAUACUUCCUGUCGCCAACCGUGGUGUGCUUCCACAACUUGGUCAAUGUAUCAUUGCGCGAGAACUAUCUUAAGACUGUGCCGCUGGCUCUGGCCAACCUCAAACAGCUUCAAUCACUCAGCCUUCAGAAGAACCAGAUCAAUGGAUUGUCAGACAACUCGGUACACUACUUCCCCGCAUCCCUGACCUUCCUCGAUCUGUCUUACAACAACCUCACACACAUACCCUGCGCAGCAUUGUCCAAUCACCUGUCCAUGCUCAAAUCACUGGACGUGGCGUACAACUCUUCACUGUUCUCAUUAGUGAUUGAGGCGCCGCAGGUAGUUGCUGGCCCUGAAGGGAUGAAUCAUGGCACAAUGUUCCCCAAGCUUGAACAGCUCACAAUCACAAAAUGCACGAACCUUGAGAAGCUGGUCAUCCAGUGUCCACUGCCCUCACUCAAAGUCUUGUACGCCAGCGAGGUGAGCAUGAACAAGAUGACAUCGAUAGUGCUUCCCCAUCUGCCCCUGCUGUCCAAGCUCGACAUCUCCAACAAUCGCUUGGAGACCCUGCCAUUCGACUUGGCGCAGUUCCCGCAGCUCAAAGAGUUGUUCAUGUCGGACAACUGUCUGAGCGAGCUCCCGUCCACCAUCGGCCUGCUACCCGAGCUCACUCGUCUGAACAUCCGUCGUAACAAAAUAAGUGUGCUGCCGAUAAUCAUGUCGCGACUUGACAAUCUGAUCGCACUGGAGCUGGACUACAAUCCCAUCACAACACCACCACGUGAGAUUGUGCACCAAGGUGCGCGCGCCACAGUGGAGUACUUGCGCGACUUGGUCAAGGGCAAUGAGCGACUGUACAAGAUGAAGCUGCUGGUCGUGGGCCAAGAGAACGUAGGCAAGACAACUCUACUCAAGGUGCUGCGCAAUAAGAAGGCGGCCAAAGAGAUAUCGUCGCAGAUGAACGUUUCGACCGAUGGCAUAACAGUGGAUCAGUGGCGAUUGAACAAGUCCAUGAACAUCAAGGAGAAGAUGUUGUCCAUGGUCAAGACAUCGGCAUCAAAGGGGGAUGGCGCGGGCAACGAUGACGCUCCACCAGAGGCGAUCACGCUCACCACACUGGACUUUGCCGGGCAGGAGAUCUACUACUCCACUCAUCAGUUCUUCCUGUCGGAGCGAUCAAUCUAUCUCUUGCUCUGGGAUGCCAGCAAGCCGGCGGAGGAAUCACGCGUCGAUUUUUGGCUGCAAUCGAUCAGGACUCACGCGCCUAAGUCGCCCGUGGUCAUUGUCGGCACGCACUUGGACAGCCUCAGCGAGUCAAAGGCAAAGGCGAUCAAACAGCAAAUGGAGACCAAGUACAUAUCGACGUCGAGCAAGUGCAGUGUCAAGGCUGUUGCGUUGGUGAGCUGCCGCAGUGGCAAGGGUGUCGGCUCGCUAAGCAGCUUCAUCGAGGAGCUGGCCAUGGCCCAACCAACGAUGGGCGAGCAGUUCCCAACCACCUACCUCAAGCUCGAGAAGCUGUUGCUAGAGGAGCGAAGUAAGCGUGCCAUCCCGACCAUGCCCUGGAGCGAGGUGGUCCGUUUGGGCACACUGGCAUGCAUUGCCGACAGCAAGGAACUGGAUCGUGCCGUGUCGUUCUUGCAUCUGAUGGGUGCUAUCGUGCACUUUCCCAAAGAGAACAUACUCAAGGACAUGCUGAUCUUGGACCCGCAAUGGAUAACCAAUCUACUGGCCACGAUCGUGACGUCCAAGUGCUCGUUUGCCAACAAUGGUAUCAUCCAGCACAAAGAUCUCGCGCACAUUUGGAAGCCUCCGACCUACCCAAGCGAGCUCCAUCCACAUCUGCUCAAGCUACUCGAGCGCUUUGACGUGGCCUUCAACAUGUUGGGCACGGAUGCCAAAUCCGACAAAGCACAGAGUCUCAUCCCCGCAAUGCUGCCACGCGACUGCCCACAGGACAUCAAGACAUCAUUAAUCAGACAGUUGCCCACACAGUAUGGACGCAUCUAUCAGAUGGACUUUAUCCCAUCAGGACUGUUCUCGCGAUUGAUGGUCAGAAUGUUGUACAUUACUCAAGCACAGCCCAAGCUUUACUGGCGCGAUGGCAUCAUUGUGAGCAAAGACGAUCAUUACGUUCAACUCGAGUUGGACCAUGCACAGAGGUCGAUCAGGUUCACGGUCAGAGGUAUAGCAGUUGGCGCCAUUGCUGACAUUAUACGCGUCAUGAUCGAGACCAUUCAAUCACUGCUCGAGCAUGCUUUCAAAGGCGCAUUGGUCAAGGUCAUCAUCCCUUGCACCCAUUGUCUACAGGAUGGCAACGUAUCCAAGUCCUUCCACUUUGGUCUGGACGAAUGUGAGCGUGCCAUGCUUGAUGGACGCACGACAAUGGUCUGCGGUCACUCCAACACAAAGGUGCGUACAGACCAGUUGGUGCCAGACCUCUCCAUGUCACAGACUCCCAGCACACAGAUAUCAAAACAAGACGUCGAGGCAAUCAUAGCGCAAGGAGUGAUUAUAGGCGAGGGCGCCACGGCCAAGGUAUACCGUGGACAGUAUCGAGGAGAGACUGUAGCUUGCAAGGUACUCAACACUGUUGUGGACGAAGAGGAGGUCAGUCAUGAAGACCUCUCCAAGACCUUUGGCGAGUUCCGAAGAGAAUGCUGGCUGAUGAGUGCGAUCGAUCAUCCAAACAUUGUCCGCAUGCAUGGACUCUGCGUGGAGCCAUUGAGUAUCAUGACAGAGUAUCUUACCGAUGGCGACCUUCACAAGUACUUGGCCAAGCAACGCGGCCAGGCCAAGGAAGCGCGUAUCGACUGGUCGCUCUGUCUAUCGCUGGCACUUGACAUUGCGCGUGGAAUGGAGCACCUUCACAGCCUCAAGCCACCCGUUGUACAUCGCGACUUAAAAACGCCCAACGUAUUAUUGUCUCGCGAUCAAACACCUGGACGACCGCAGCUUGUGGCCAAGGUAUCAGACUUUGGACUCUCUGGUGCACAAUACUCAAUCGCCAAGAAGGUCGUGACCAACCCGAUAUGGCUGGCGCCCGAGGUGAUCAAGGGCGGCGAGUCGACGCUCGCCAACGACGUCUAUGCAUUUGGCGUGAUACUCUGGGAGUUGUUCACGUGUGGCGAAUUCUUUGGUGAUCAAGGUGCAUUCAUUCGAUUCCUUGAUUGA